AUGGGAAUAUCAACAAUUCAACUAAUAAUUAUCACAACAUGUACUGCCAUAUUUGAAGUACUUGAAAAUAUUCAUUUAAAACCACCAAAUUUAAAUGAUUUGAAAAUAAUCGCUGAUCAAUUUGAGAAGUCUUGGAACUUCCCAAAUUGUGUUGGAGCCAUUGAUGGUAAGCACAUUGAAAUUAGAAAUCCUGCUAAAUCUGGGAGCUUAUAUUAUAAUUAUAAACAAUAUUUUUCCAUAAUCCCACAAGCUUUAGUUGAUGGUAGAGGUAGAUUCAUGGUAAUAGCUGUAGGCAGUUAUGGCAGUGAAUCAGAUGGAGGUGUGUACUCCAAUUCUUUAUUAUCAAAAAUGAUUGAGAAUGGAGACAUAGAUAUUCCACCUCCUAAAAUAUUACCAAAUUCAAAUAUUAUUCUGCCACAUGUUUUUGUUGCAGAUGAUGCCUACCCUCUAAAAUAUUAUAUUAUGAAACCUUAUAAAGGUAAAUUAUCACACAUUCAAGAAAAUUUUAACUAUCGUCUUUCAAGGGCAAGAAGAAUGGUGGAAUGUACCUUCGGGAUAUUAGCAUCUAAAUGGCGAAUUCUGAAUCGAGCCUUGGAUACGAAUAUUACCAACAGUGAAUUAAUUAUCAAAACUUGUGCACUAUUACACAAUUUGGUGAUUGAUAAAGAAAACGUAGAUCUCCGCCCCAAGAAUACUCAAGAUCCUAAACAAAAUAAUUAUUUAUGGAAUAAUCAAUCUAUAAAAAACCCCUCAAAGGUUUCUAAAGAUAUCAGAGAUGCCUUUUCUGAAUAUUUUUAUAGUAACAAAUUAUCAUGGCAAUUAUAA
Gordionus sp. m RMFG-2023 is the source of this 825-nucleotide messenger RNA. RefSeq lists its product as uncharacterized. The transcript has a single exon. The record is from RefSeq and is a predicted model, not a curated record. The coding region runs from base 1 to 825 and encodes 274 amino acids. Lineage: Eukaryota; Metazoa; Nematomorpha; Gordioida; Chordodea; Parachordodidae.